AUGACUGCCGACGAAGACGACGCAUCCGAAGAAGAGGAUGAAGCGUUUGACUUGCAGACUGGGCAUAGCAGCAAGGUGGCUGGGGCAAUUUAUGGGCGGUCGCUGUAUGAGGCGGUGUUUAGUGUGGAAUCCAAGCGGUUUAUGUUCCGAGUAGCGAGCAGCGAGUGGCACAGGUUUUUAGAGCUCCCGUCUGCGCAGGAGAAGAAGCUACGGCUGCUGCAACGGAGCCCGCUGGCUGUCAAGGCGCGCAGGGAGGCGUUGGAGGAGGAAUACCGGCGGUGGAAGAUGAUGCGGCUGGUGGACAUUGACAGCGAGCUCCAGCGGCUGCUAGGGCCCAGUGCUACAUUUCGCAGUGUACAGCGGCCAGCGAUGCAGGCGAUUAUGCGGUAUGAGAGUCCCGUUAUAGCGAUCAUGGGGACUGGGGCUGGCAAGAGCGUGCUAUUUAUGCUGCCAGCGUCAGUGUCGACUGGGGUUACUAUUGUGGUAGUGCCGCUAGUGGCACUGCGGUUUGACAUGAAGGCACGGUGUGACGAGCUGGGGAUUGUCAGUGGGGAGUGGGAUAGCCGGCGUCCGUACAGGAGUGUGCAGAUUAUGUUUGUGACGCCGGAAGCGGCGGUGGGAGAGGCGUUUGGGCAUUACAUUAACCGGGAGCGGUCGAUGGGACGGCUAGAUCGGAUUGUGAUUGACGAAUGUCACUCGGUACUGGACUCGCUCAAGGGAUUCCGCAGCCGGCUGCUAGGACUGCGAGAGCUGCUCCGGGUAGAGACGCAGAUGGUGUAUUUGACGGCGACGCUUCGGCCGAAGGAGGAGAAGCAGUUUUUAGAUGUGAUGGGGCUGCCAGAGAAGAGCAAGUGCUACUGGUUCCGGGGGCAGACGACACGCAAGAAUAUCCGGUAUGUAGUGCAUGAGUACAAUAUAGAGGAAGAGGAGAAGGCGGUAGUAGAAUUAGUGGAGAAGCUAAAGAGGAAAUACCCGCUGCCAGGGCAGGUGAUUGUAUACUGCGGGACAGUGGCACGGACAAGACAGAUGGGCAAGGUGCUGGGGGCGGCAUGUUACUACCGGGAAGUGGGCACGGUAGAGGAGAAGAAGAAGAUUGUACGGGAGUUGACGAGUGGGCAGCGGCAGGUGUUUACGGCAACGAAUGCGUUGGGACUAGGAGUAGACGCACCGAGAAUCCGGGCGGUAGUACAUGUAGGCGUGGUGCGGCAGAUGCGGCAGUACGCGCAGGAGAGUGGACGGGCUGGACGAGAUGGGGAGAAGAGCGAGGCGAUUAUCAUGCGGGGAUAUCGGAUGAGGGGGAGAAGGAAGGAGUUUGUGGGGGCAUUUGGAGAGGUAGAGGAGGAUAUGCAGUUAUUUGUGGAGGGCAAGGGGUGCAUGCGGGCGGUACUUGACUGGGCAAUGGAUGGAGUAGAGCGGGGGAUGUGUCAGGAGGACGAGGUAGCAUGUCAGCGGUGCNGGUGGGAGAGUAGUGAUGAAGAGGAAGAUGGAGAAGACGGAGAAGAGGAAGACGAGGAAGAGGGAGAAGAGAUGGGAUUGCGGCUGGCGUUUGAGCAGCAAGGACGGCAGCGGCAGUGG
This is a messenger RNA of Bipolaris zeicola 26-R-13, 1575 nucleotides long. RefSeq lists its product as uncharacterized. Gene Ontology annotation, cellular component: chromosome; cytoplasm. NCBI's taxonomy places the organism in Eukaryota, Fungi, Ascomycota, Dothideomycetes, Pleosporales, Pleosporaceae. The record is from RefSeq and is a predicted model, not a curated record. Gene Ontology annotation, biological process: double-strand break repair via homologous recombination. The annotation marks the transcript as partial. Gene Ontology annotation, molecular function: four-way junction helicase activity; ATP binding; nucleic acid binding. The transcript has a single exon.